This is a messenger RNA of Trypanosoma theileri, 453 nucleotides long. RefSeq lists its product as uncharacterized. Lineage: Eukaryota; Euglenozoa; Kinetoplastea; Trypanosomatida; Trypanosomatidae. The record is from RefSeq and is a predicted model, not a curated record. The transcript has a single exon. The annotation marks the transcript as partial.
GUGCCUUGUCCUGGUGGUGUUCCUGGCGGAGUUGGUCCUGUUGGUGUUCCUGGUAUGGUUGGUCCUGUUCCUGGUGCUAAUGUUCUCCCAAAGACAAUUCCACCUCAGUUACAUCCUCCACAUAAUCCUGGUCCUGCUGUUAAACCUGCUGUUCCUGCUGUUCCUGCUGUUCCUGCCUUUUCUCACGCUUCUAAUGAUAUGUCUCUUGCAACUCAACUUAAUGGUGGUAUUGGCCAGGCAGGAGUUGUUGUUGGUCAACGUGGUGUGCGUCCUGCAGAUGAUAAGCAUGAGAAUCGUCCUGACGUACCCAGCAGUGUUACUAAAGCUCACAAUGGUGUUUUGGAGGGUAACAUGAUGGAUGGGAAGGAAAACGUGAUGGAAAGAAAGAAGGGUGAAGCAUUAGAAGGUCCAAAUAUUGUGAAUGCGAGUAAAACGGAAACUCUCCAAUCUCCU